Molecule: messenger RNA, 3102 nt
Organism: Anthonomus grandis grandis
Lineage: Eukaryota; Metazoa; Arthropoda; Insecta; Coleoptera; Curculionidae
Exons: 2
Coding region: 149-2929 (926 amino acids)
Source: RefSeq, a predicted model, not a curated record
UCAUCUCGAUGCGAAUAUUGUAAAGUGAAUCUAUAUAUUCCACCUAUACCUCAGGUGCGAGAUAUUUUUCAAAAAACAUCUCUGCUAGUCACACGUGUUAAAUGUAGUUUAGUGAUUUUGUGACUUUCUUUUGGAUUAAUCCCUUGCCAUGUGGUCACAACAGAUAUUUGUUGCACUCCUGUCAGCGUGCUUGGCAUUGCAACAUGUUGCUGCUGUUGUCAAUACUGGUCAAACAAAAGCGGUGGAGGAGUCAGAAAAACCAUCUGCAACCGAAACUAAAGAAAACGAGAAGAAACCUGAUGCGACAGACUUAGUAGCAGAGAGUUCAGAGACGACCAAUCGAAGAGAAGCACCUGCUAUAAGUGACACUUAUGGGAUCCCUUCUUUGGGCUCUAAUCUGCCGGUGCCGGUUUAUGGGGUGCCAAAUGCUCCCUCUAAUAAUUUCGUGUAUCCAGCUCCCCCUCCAGACAUUCCACCACCACCACCUUCACUAUAUGGCCCGCCAACUCUAGGAAACACUUAUGGAGUGCCACAAGUUAACCCUUUACCUGGCAAAGGAUAUGGUCCACCACAUCCAGUAAAAUAUGGGGCACCACCGUUUACAUUUAAUCAAUUCUCAAACUUUAUACCACCAAAGCCUUUAUACGGACCUCCGAAAAACUCCUAUGGAGUCCCGAACAAACCUCCAAAAUUCCACAAGUUCCCUCCUAAAAAUUUUGGAUUACGCCCCCCAAAACCCAUCUAUGGCCCACCAAUAUAUAAAGACAACUUUAACUUUAACAAGUUCAACUUUAAAGGCAACCUGAAUUCAAAUAAUUUUAACAACUUAUACACAAGCAGCCUUCUAAAUACAUUCUCAACCAAUUCUUUAUCGAACUUGUAUUCAGGAGUAUCGAGUUUAAACCACCAAUAUGGAGCUCCCGUUUUACCACCUAAGCCAACCCUCUCGUUAUCAGUUCAGUAUGGAGUACCAAAUACCGGCUUGUCCAGCCAAUAUGGCGUUCCUGAAAAAGUUUUCCCAGAGUCUACAGCAGGAUAUGGUCCUCCACAACCUUCAGCAAACCCUAAGCCUCCUCACCCUGGAGCACCAGCACCUCCAACUCCCCCGGAUAUCAAAUAUGAUGGCUGGCAACCAAUCCCUGGCUUAGUAUCGAAGCGACCUGAGGAAAUUCAUCAUGUUACUGGAGAUGGAUCUGGAUACCAUGAUUUAUCUCCACCACCACUUUCCGGAAAUGGUCACGUCAGUACUAGCUAUGGUGCGCCUCCAGUAACCUUAGAUCUAAGUCAAGGGCCAAGUGUAUUAGAGCAACCUGGUGGCUUAAGUAAUUCAUAUGGUGUACCACUAAAUUCCGGCUCUAAAGGUAUAAGUGAUUCAUAUGGUGCACCACUGGGAACAGUAACUGGAUCUGGAGGAAUCGUCGCUUCUUCCGGAGAUGAAGCUCAUAAUUCAGGAUCCAGCUCUCACUCCAGUAGCAGUCACAGCCUUAAUAUUGAUCUUUCAUCAAUUGGUUUAGGACAAGGUGCUGACGUGCAAGCAAUUAAAAGCAUUGAGUAUAACAUCAGCCCUCAAGGACAUGAUAGUGGUAGUACUCUACAGCUCUCCAACACAUACGGACCUCCUCAAGCAAGUGGGUCAGUUUCUGCUGGCCACAGUUUUAACAGUUUCAGUUCAUCAUCACAAAGUAUAAAAGGAGGUUUUGCUUCGUCAUCGCAUGCAGAUGCAAUUGGUUUAGUUCCUCCAAGUGGAGUUUAUGGGGCACCACCAACUACUCAAUAUGGCACACCUUUAUACACAAGCAGUUAUAAGGGAUCCAAGGGUUCUGGAAAAGGAUUUGGCAACUCCUACUUACCGCCAGCUCCUCCUGUGCCCCCUAUUAACUCGUAUGGUGUUCCAAGUACUCAUGGUGCCAUAUCAUUCCAAAAUGUGGCCCAUGGCUCUUCAACUGCUGGGCUUAACCUGCAACAAUUCCAUAUAGAUGGAGCAAAUGCAUUACCUUUAACAAGCUACAAUGUUCCACUAGGUACUGUGGAUGGCAGCUAUAGUCUUCCAGCUGCUGGAGGAGGAGAUAUUGUGGAACUAGACUAUUCGCAUCCUUCAGUUUCUAUUGAUUUAACUGAAGGAAAAAGUUCUUCUGCUCAACUAGAUUGCUAUAAUAAGCAACAGCUUCAAGUUCCUUCAUUAUCUUAUGGGGUGCCAUCGGCUGAUAGCUAUACUUCGUCGCUUUCUAGCUUAACAACAAACAUUGCUAACUCUCACGGACAGUCUUCUUACAGCUCAUCUCAACCUCAGAUUUCAUUGCAGUAUGGCGUAUCAGAUUUAGCUCACAGUUCAUCAAUAAAAUCUGAAUCAAAGGUCAAUUCUGCUGUUGAAAGUACUGAAGAGGCUCAUGGAAAGGAUUAUGGUAAAUCAGUAGCUGCGAGCUUCGGUCCUAACAGUGAAUUAGUCGAGUCUCAAUCGAUUGAUUUAAAUAAUAUUCCUUUGCAAGGGAAUUUAGGAAGUUACACUUUGCAGAUUCAAUCUGCUGAUGGUGGUACUGGUCAAGUGUCACAUACCCAAGUAUUGAACGAGGGGUUGUUGCAAUCAAUUCUGCAAGCUAUUGAGCAGCCAGGGAAACAAGGACAGAAUGCGCAAUAUCCAAUUAUACUUCAACCCAGUGUGGAGAGGAGUAACUACUCAGUUAAUGAAACUUUAAGUAAUUUAGAUAAUUCUCAUGAGCAAGCGUCGGAAAUCAGAGAAGUGAGAGUAGAAGCUCCUAAGAGCAAUAAUAUAGAGGAGGAAAAGGCUGAGGAUAAAACUGAUGAUGAGGAAACAUUACAACUUUUAGAUACUAGCAAUAUUGCCUUGUACUAUAAGAAGGAUGGCGAUAUGAAAAAGGUGGAAAUUAAUGAGAAACCUGAGGAGAACAGUCUUGAUAACGAAAGCAGUUAAAUUUUAAAUUAUAAUGGGACAUUAAAAAUUGCUCAACCUUUGCCAUGUACGUGGAUUUCUGUUGUUUUUUUUGUAAAUACUAAUUUAAAAUUAAGUUAUAGAAAUGUAGUAUUUAUUUAUUUUUUUGUAUUUUAAGUGUUUUAUAAUAAAUGUUUGGUCAUUUUUAGAACAAA